AUGUUCCUACACAUAGAGCUAUUCUCAUUCAUACUCGUAUCGUUGAUAUUUGCCACAUUUUCGUAUACUAACGCAGAAAAACUCUCAUCAGAACAUUUAAUGAUAUUCGAAAGCAAACCGUCAGAUGAAUUGAUUAAUAAGCUAUCAUCCAAGUAUAGCGUCGGAAGGCUAAUCACACUCAGUGACAGCUUCCACAUUCUUCCAGGACAAUUUCCGGAUUUAAUAGGGAACGAUUUCAGGACGACAGCAAUUGACGGAACGUCAGAUGGAUAUUGGGUAGGGCACAAUACACGAAUGCGUUUAGCAAAUGAUGUAAAUGGAGAGUAUGGAGAACACACGAAUCAUCGACAUUUUUACAGCCGUGCGAAUCAAUCUGACUUUGCAAACACGCAAGUAAUCACCCAAGAAAAUGUACCCAGUUGGGCAUUAGAUCGAAUCAAUCGGCGGAGUCUGCCAUUAUCAGGUUCAUAUUCAUACAUAGAUCCAGCCGGGAGCGGUGUUGAUGUGUAUAUCAUAGAUACGGGCAUUGAUAUCACAAACCCCGAAUUUGAAAAUCGCGCUAGGUGGGGUACUACCACAAUCGCCAAUGUAGAUAAUAAUGAUAAUAAUGGUCACGGAACAUUUGUUGCUGGCAUUGUUGGUUCAAAAACGUAUGGCGUUGCCAAGAAGUGUAAUCUGAUCGCCGUGAAAUCAUUAGACAGCGAAGGUCUUGGAGAUUUGAGUGACGUACUUUCUGGAUUGGAAUACGUCGUCAUGCAAUACAAUAAGGCAAAUCGUACAAGGAACAGUAUCGCAAACCUCUCAGUCGGUUCAAGCUAUGACCCCAUAAUAAACCGUGCGAUCAGUGAAGUGGUCAAUCAAGGGAUAUUAGUGACAGUAGCAGCUGGCAAUGGAGACCAAACCGGACGCGGCGUUGAUGCCUGUUCCGAUUCACCCGCAAGUGCCGGCAGCGCCCUAACCGUUGGAGCGACUACAAUGAGGGACGAGAUAGCAGUCUUUUCCAACUACGGUUCCUGUGUAGACAUAUUUGCACCCGGUGUAUCGAUUCCAUCGAUCUUCCCCGGUGGAGCCGUAAACACAAAAUCUGGCACUUCAUUCUCCACACCCUUGGUGUCUGGUAUUGCUGCUUUGGUCAUGUCCGACGAAGCAAAUACUACCUUAUCCCCACAGGAAAUCAAAGAUUCAAUUUUGCAGUUGGCUACAAGAAAUGUGAUCAAGAAUUUGGCGUUUACAAACAGCCCGAAUUUGUUGGCGUAUAGUCAAGUGCAGAAUAUAGCUUACGGUGGGGGAGCAGCAAGCGAUAGGAGAGGCGGAAUAGAAAUGCUCAGAGUGAUUGCUGGAAUUAUUGGAGCGAUUGGAAUUUGGAUACUAAGUAAUGGAUAA
Molecule: messenger RNA, 1383 nt
Organism: Paraglomus brasilianum
Lineage: Eukaryota; Fungi; Glomeromycota; Glomeromycetes; Paraglomerales; Paraglomeraceae
Source: the annotation of a GenBank genome assembly